This is a messenger RNA of Rhodamnia argentea, 2099 nucleotides long. RefSeq names its product lecithin-cholesterol acyltransferase-like 4. Gene Ontology annotation, molecular function: glycerophospholipase activity. The transcript is spliced from 11 exons. Gene Ontology annotation, biological process: lipid metabolic process. Lineage: Eukaryota; Viridiplantae; Streptophyta; Magnoliopsida; Myrtales; Myrtaceae. The coding region runs from base 245 to 1852 and encodes 535 amino acids. The record is from RefSeq and is a predicted model, not a curated record.
CUCUUAUCUUCACGUCUCAGGCUCCGUCUCCAUCGCCCCUGUUGACACUCUCCAGCUCCCCUAAUUCGAGCCCUAAUUUCCCAUCAUUUUCCCCCAAAUUUCGAUCGCCGAUCGCUCCGUUCUUCCACCGCGAUCUCGCCGAUCGCCUACGGAAUUCGAGCUCGAAUCGGAAUCCCCCGAACGACCGGCGACUCGGUGGACGAGGUUGCGACUCGGGCCUUCGGAUUAGGGCUUUGGUUGGGGGAUGGCGGUGUCGCUGGAGGACAUCUUGCAGUCCGUGGAGCUUUGGUUGAAGCUGAUCAGGAAGCCCCAGCCCUACGUUGACCCGAACCUCGACCCGGUUCUCUUGGUGCCCGGAGUCGCCGGAUCGGUAUUGCACGCCGUGGACGGUAGCAACGGCAACGACGAGAGGGUCUGGGUUCGGAUUUUCGGCGCUGAUCAGAAGUUCCGCAACAAGCUCUGGUCUCGCUUUGAUCCUGCCACCGGUAAGACCGUUUCUUUAGAUCCUCAAACAAACAUCGUGGUUCCUGAAGACAGAUAUGGACUGUAUGCGAUUGAUGUUUUGGACCCUGAUAUGGUCAUUGGGCGUGAUUGUGUAUACUAUUUCCAUGACAUGAUAGUCGAAAUGAUCAAAUGGGGUUUUCAGGAAGGGAAGACAUUGUUUGGUUUUGGAUAUGAUUUCAGGCAAAGUAACAGGUUUCAGGAAACAUUGGAGCGUUUGGCUGCAAAGUUGGAAUCUGUAUAUAAUGCUGCGGGGGGGAAGAAGAUGACCAUUAUCAGUCACUCUAUGGGGGGUCUUUUAGUGAAGUGCUUUAUGUGCCUGCACAGUGAUAUUUUUGCGAAGUAUGUGAAGAAUUGGAUUGCUAUAGCUGCACCUUUUCAAGGUGCCCCCGGAUAUGUCACAUCUACCUUUCUGAAUGGGAUGUCAUUUGUGGAUGGCUGGGAGCAAAACUUUUUCAUUUCAAAGUGGAGCAUGCAUCAGCUGCUGAUUGAAUGCCCAUCAAUCUAUGAAUUGAUGGCAUGUCCAAACUUUAACUGGCAACAUGCCCCGAUGUUAGAGAUCUGGAGGAAGAAACUUGAUGAUUGUGGUGAUACCCGUAUGAUCCUCGAGUCUUACACCCCUUCUGAGAGUGUAAAUAUAUUCUCUGAAGCACUUUCAAGUAAUACGGUUGACUAUAAUGGUGAGAGCAUUCCCUUACCAUUUAACCAGGAAAUCUUGAAAUGGGCUCAUGAGACACGCAAGAUUUUAUGUUCUGCUAAAGUCCCGCCCGGGGUGAAAUUCUACAAUAUAUAUGGGACCAAUUUGGAGACACCACACAGUGUUUGCUAUGGCAGUGAGGAGAUGCCUGUUACGGACCUGCAAGAACUUCAAUUUUACCUGCCCGAUUAUGUAUGUGUUGAUGGUGAUGGAACGGUUCCGACUGAAUCAGCUGAGGCAGAUGGGCUUGAUGCGGUUGCAAGAGUUGGAGUACCUGGGGAGCACCGGGGAAUUCUAUGUGAUCAUCAUGUUUUCCGCAUUCUGAAGCACUGGCUAAAUGCAGAUUCAGACCCAUACUACAACCCGCUCAAUGACUACGUGAUUCUACCCACUGUGUUCGAGAUGGAAAGACGCCACGACAAGGGCAUGGAGGUGACUUCACUCAAAGAGGAGUGGGAAAUCAUUUCAAAUGAUGCCAGUGAUGACCAAGGAGAGAUGACCAUAAUGCCCUCGGUGAGCAAUAUAUCCGUUUCUCAAGAUGGAGGUUAUCAAUCUUCUCGGGCCGAGGCUUGUGCCACUGUGAUCGUGCACCCCCAAAGCCAGGGUAAGCAACAGGUGGAGCUCAAUGCCUUGAGUGUAUCUGUUGAUGCCUAAAUUUAGUUACUUGCCCAUUAUGAAAGAAAAGCCCGGAAUUGGGGUAGUGCUGUGUAUGGUUUCAGUCGUGUACAAAGUGUGCGUCUUGUAAAUAUAAAUAUCACUGGUGGCAAUUGCCUUGAUGAAACAUAACAUUGAAAGAUCGUACUGGGGUUUGUAAUUGAAGACCCAUAUUAUUUUAAUGGAAAACAAUUGUACAUGUGCUAUUAGAAGUCCAUUUUCCAGGAAGGUUGGGCAACUUCUUAUG